AAGGCAGACAGUCGGCGCUUCCCGGCGGGGGGGUUCAGCACGAAAACUAUCCCAAGUGUUUGUUCUGUACCUUGAAACACACCCCUUUGCCUGUAUGCAGUUGUAAAUUAUUGACGUUUUUAGCUAGUCGUAAAUAUUAGAGGAUAAUAGAAAAAAAGCGAGGAUGUUGGUCCCCGCGGGAAGAUAAUGAAGAAUCUGUGCGUGUUGUUGCUGUGCGUCAAUUUAACUCUCCUGUGCUGGCACUUUGGUCAUCAUGUUUAUUGUUCAGAAGAGAUUCCCUCUGGCCCAGGACACCCUGCACAGGAUGACAGCCCUUACUCAAUGCCGGAACCGGGGACUGACGAAAAGUUUGAAGACGAAAGGACAACAUGUACUCAGUCAUUGCACGACACGGGGCUGGAGACAAAGACAGAGAAGGCAACAUUAAAAGAAGCCUCAUUGCACUCACAAGACUCCUCACACGAAGAGAAGCAUGAACAGACUGUGAAUCUAGAGAAGUUGGUGGAGGAGGCUCAGAUUAGUCUUGAAUUGGCUCUUCCUGAGCCAGAACAACAACAACAACAACAGCAGGUGCAGGAACCAGAACCCCAGAACACCCAACAACCAGACCAACCACAAACACUCACACAGCCCCAAACACUGCCUCCUUCACCCCAGCCAGACCCUAAAGCUCUACAGACCACUGCCACAGAGGACCAGGCUGACCAUGCCUCCGCUGCUCUAACCCCUACCGAGACCGACCCACAGGCUGAAGACCCCUCCGGACCUGCUGCUGAUCUCCAGAAGAGCCCAGAAUCAGUCUCACCUACCUCAGUGACCUCCUCCGAGAGCCCCUCCAGUGUUGUGGAGGAACAUACAGAGGAUAAGUCCAGCACGUUGGGACAGAGCCCGGAGACCAUUGCUGACCCAACUGCCUCUCUGGACCCGAGUGUGCUGGAUCUCACAGAGCUGGAGCCAACAGCCAACAUCCCUCCACCUCUAGAGCAACCACAGAUGGUGGACCAUGACAAAGUGGCUGACAGUCCCGUACCUGUACCCACUAAAGAUGACAUCCCUACAUUCGAUGAGUGGAAGAAGAAAGUGAUGGAAGUAGAGGAAAAGAAAAGUCAGUCUCUGCACACGUCAUCAAAUGGCAGUCCUCAUCCAGUGAAAAAGGUCCAAAAGAAUUUCAAGAAUAACUACGCUUCAGUGGAGUGUGGGGCCAAAAUCCUCUCUGCUAACAACGAGGCCAAGAGCACAUCUGCCAUCCUGAUGGAGAAUAUGGAUCUGUAUAUGCUAAACCCCUGCAGUACUAAGAUCUGGUUUGUUAUUGAGCUCUGUGAGCCAAUCCAGGUGAAGCAGUUGGACAUUGCAAACUUUGAGCUGUUCUCUUCUACGCCAAAAGAUUUCCUAGUGUCCAUCAGCGACAGGUAUCCGACCAAUAAGUGGAUCAAGCUGGGCACCUUUCAUGCCCGUGAUGAACGCACAGUACAGAGCUUUCCUCUAGACGAGCAACUAUAUGCCAAAUAUGUUAAGAUGUUCAUCAAGUACAUAAAGGUUGAGCUGCUCUCCCAUUUUGGAUCUGAACACUUCUGCCCCCUCAGCCUUAUCAGGGUGUUUGGCACCAGUAUGGUGGAGGAGUAUGACGAGAUAGCCGACUCUCAGUACACCUUAGAGAGAGCUGAGUAUCUAGAUGAAGACUAUGACUUUCAUUUGACAGAUUACCCUCCCGGCUACUUACCAUCAGAGGACAAGACAUCAAAGAAUCUGCUGGGCUCUGCCACAAAUGCAAUCAUGAACAUGGUGAACAAUAUUGCAGCAAAUGUUCUUGGAGGGAAACCAGAGCUUGAGAUCAGAGCUGAAAUGGAAGGAAACAUGUCCUCUGGGACAGAAAACAUCACCCAGAUGUCAGCAGAAACCACACUUACUCCAGAACCCACCCCCACUGAACAACCAGCUAUUCUGGACCCUCUUGAGUUAGAUCCCACUCUAGCAAAAGAGGACGCCGAGGUUACUGAUCUUGUAGCUUCUUCAGUUCCUCCCCAAGAGGAGAGCAGGGUCGUCAUUCUUAUUAAAGAAGAGGAGGACGAAGAGGCCACCCAACCAACGGUAACCCUGCUGGAAGAGGACAUUGAGGAGGAGUGGAGACAAGCAGACAUCUGGGAGAAAGAGAGUGCCUUUUACUGUGGGCACCUCUCGACUUUGUCCUGCUUGGCGUCUUUGCACGAGCACUUUUAUUGCUACUGUUCGGCAGCUUUAGCACUACACCGCCAGCGUAGAGACUGCCGCCACAAAGCACAGCGCACACAACCCAACACAGACACAAAAACUGCUCCUCAGCAGCCCCUCCCUGCCACCACCACCAUGACCCAAGAGCCCCCUGUGCUCUCCGAGAAGCUUCCAGAAGCAGAGAGCCCCUCUCAGGCGCAAGCCGAGAGAAUUUCACCCACUGAAACAGUAACUGUUCCGCCUCAGCCUUCCAGCGGAGAGUCCUCGGUCACCAACCAGCUCCCUCCUGAAACCAUCCUGUUGGAGCCCAGUCGCACCUCCACCCUUCACCCACAUAGCUUCUCUGACACCCCCACCCAAAGCAUCCCUGAGUCCCUACCGCCGGGAGAGCCCAUGGACCAGCGUCCGCAGUACCAUGAGAACAUCCCAGAGACCCAUACCCCUGUCAGCAUCUGCAGCAGCACCAGCAGUGCCCCGACUCCCAGUGCCACCUCCUCCAUGCUCCUCUCCACCACCACUGAACAUCACAGCAUGGAUAUGGAACCCCCUAAACUGGAGCUCCCUACCAAAGAGCAGCCAGUUCAGCCACUGCCCACCCACACUCGGCCUGCUGAUAUCCCGCCUCCUACUGAGCUCCCAGUCUCAGCUCCAGAGGCCUCUGACGACAUUAAGGCCACAGGGUUGGAAGACCCGCACCAUGGUGCUGUGGCUUCCCAACCAGAGGUCUCUGAAUUCCCUCCAUCUCAACAAGAGGAGACUGUAGACGACAUUCUGCUCAGCCAGACAGGACCACACCGGACUGCUGGGGAGUUUUACGCAGAACAGCCAAAUGCAGAAAUUGGCCAUAGUAAUGGAAACGGCAAUGGGAAUCAGGUGCACGGAUCCAACCAGAAGGAAUCCGUGUUCAUGAGACUGAAUAACAGAAUUAAAGCACUGGAGAUGAACAUGUCACUCAGCAGCAGAUACCUGGAAGAGCUUAGCCAGAGGUAUCGUAAACAGAUGGAGGAGAUGCAGCGAGCUUUCAACAAGACCAUCAUCAAACUGCAGAACACCUCCAGAAUUGCAGAGGAGCAGGACCAGAAACAGACGGAGUCUAUUCAGAUGUUACAGAGCCAGCUGGAGAAUGCCACCAAGAUCAUGUUGAACCUAUCUGCCACUGUUGCCCAGCUACAGAGAGAGGUGUCUGACAGACAGAGUUAUCUGGUGCUGUCUCUGAUCCUGUGCCUGAUGCUGGGUUUGCUGCUCUGUAUGCAGUGCUGCAGGAGCUCGCCCAAUCACAACAGCAGCUCAACCAUUCCCACGAGCAACCAUUACCCCAGCCCUAAGAGGUGCUUUUCCUCAUAUGAUGAUAUGAGUCUGAAACGGAGAGUGUCUUGCCCUCUUGUCCGUUCUAAGUCAGUUCAGCUGCCUACAUCAGUAGUAGGUCCUGAUGACUUGUACAUUGUAGAACCUCUAAGAUUUUCUCCAGAGAAAAAGAAGAAACGCUACAAGACAAAAGGAGGAGACCGAGUGGAGACGCUCCGGCCCUAUGUCCCCUCACAGACGGACAUUAACGGCGGGCCCAAGUGCAACGGCAAAUCUUCUCUUCACUUCCUGCCUUCAGGAUUCGAUGGCUACUUGUCCACUUGCUCAUCAACCAGGGACUGGGCGUCGGAAGGCAGCUCCGAAAGCUUUGUCUCUACACUGUCUGUGGAGUCCUUCGGCAGCGCUCCCUCGAUGAAUGGACAAGACUCCGCCCUCUGCAGCGGAGAUGUCCCGUCCACCAUCCCUCCCUCCAAGAGCAAGAUAGAGAAGAAGUCUCUAAAACAGUGGCGAUCGAAGAAUGCCGAGCAGCAGGAGGGGCGGUUUGAGGAGGAAAUACUGCACACGCCUCUUCCCGUAACAGUGGGCGUCAUGCCGACGCUGGAGGAACUCAUGAAGGGAAAAGCAGAACUGGGCGUGGCCACAUUUGGAAGGACAGCUGUAACGGGACGAGUUUGAGUUUUUGUAGCCGUGUUACAUCGGUAUCUGUCAUCCGUAAAUGACUUAGUGAGUCACUUCACCUGUAUCCUAGAAUCCGCUUUCAUGCUGCCAACUUUCUUUUACUUCCUUAAGCUCACCUUCAUUUUGGAUCGCUCCAGUGCAGAGUUGAGACUGGCUUCAUCUUUCCCCACAUCACUACAUCCUAGUUUUCAGCACUCCUGAUUUAUGUGCCUUUUUAUUCAUUUGAAAAUCCUCACAAUGAACGACCGGCAGAAAUCUAAAGGAUCCUUGUUGUUAUUGACUUGAACAGAGGUUUAUUAUUAUUAUUAUUAUUCUGGUAAAAAAAAUAGGACUGAUAAACUUUGCUAGUAUGAAUGAAACUUGAUUUAAUGUUCUCCUAUCCUUUGUACUGGACCGUUUAUGUAGUUAUCAUCAGCAGGUGGCACUGCAGUGGAUGUUAACACCGACUGAGAGGGGAAAGUGUGAACUGUCCAAUGCCGGCAGCCAUUCUCCAGCCCCUCCUCCACAGAGCACAACACAUGUUGCUCCUGGAGUCUGGGAUGGCGCUCUUUCAAAUUACACUAACAUGACCUCAGGUGUCCAUUUAUUUUCUUUCAUCCCCCUUCUUCUCACUCUGUCUUUUCCUUGUUUGUGAUGAAAGUAAUCGUGUUUUACUUGUGAGUGCAUAAUGCAAUGCCAGUCAUUCUAUGUGGUUGGUUUGUGGGACCAGUGAUGUCAAAGCACAGGGCUUCAAUCUAGUGAACAGAGCUGAAUGAAGUACAGAUCCAGUCCUCUUUCUUGUUGUCUUUAUCUUCUCUAUUAUUAAUUUGUCUUUUACAGACAAAUUAUGUAUAAGUUCCUCCAAAUUGCACUCUAGUUUGACCAACAAACCCAGACUGGGCCUGAACGAACACAUAAAUAUACACACUUGCAUUUAUACAUAUACAUCUAUGAAUAUUUACAUAUUUUCACACCCCAACAGCACCAUCAUGUGCUCAGUCUCCAGCUCUUUCAGAUGUUUACAGCUUGUUAUGUGUCUUUAGUAGAGACAACUUAAGAGAAAGAGACUAGUUUGUCAUUUAUAAACACUUGGUGACAUACAUUUGUUAAUUCUUCCAUGCUCUAUAUGUACACAGGGAGUUUGUAGGGGACAUUGUUAUUUUAAGAGAUGAUUAUUUAUGUAUUUAUUUAUUUAAAUGUGACCUGGGCUCUAUGAGAUCACGGUCAUGUAACAAACGAGCUACAACCUCCAUGUGUAGAGCUCUCAAGAUUUAAAAGAUGCAUGCAAGUGGUAAGUUACACAUACUUGCCUUCCUGUUCUCUAAAAUUUUCCUCUUGUAUUUUUUUUAUUUUUUAGAUUUUGAUUGAGAAAGCUGGAUUCUGAGACACUUUACACUUUCUGAAUACAUUUUGACUUCUUUAAUGACAUUCAUUAUUUUAUAAAUGUUUUAUGUUAUUUAAUGUAUUAAUUUGUAUCAAAAUCUAAUAAAUAUAUAUAUAAAAUAAUAUAAAAAUAAUUGGCUCUAUUGUACAUAGCUAUAGUUCACCCAAAAAUUUUAAUUUUCCUUAUUUACUCAAUCUCAUGCCAUCCCAGAUGUGUAUGACUUACUUUCUUCAGCUGAACAAAAGAUUUUUAGAAGAAUAUUUCAGCUUUGUUGGUCCAUGCAAUGCAAGUGAAUGUUGACUGAAACUUUGAAGCUCCACAAAAUACAUAAAGGUAGCAUAAAUGUAAUCCAUACGACUCCAGAGGUUAAAUCUGUUUCAUCAGAAAUGAUAUGAUAGGUGUGGGUGAGAAACAUCAAUAUUUAAGUCGUAUUUACUACAAAGCUCCACUUUCACUUUAACAUUCUUCUUUUGUAUUUGGCGUUUCACAUUCUUCAUGCAUAUCGCCACCUACUGGGCAGGGAUGAUAAUUUAUUGUAAAAAAAGGUGUUAAAUAAUGCUUCUGAAGACAUGAAUUUAAUCACUGGAGUCGUAUGGAUUACUUUUAUGCUGCCUUAAUGUGCUUUUUGGAGUUUCAAAGCUCUGGUCACUAUUCAUUUCCAUUGUAUGGCCCAACAAAGCUGAAAUAUUCUUCUAAAAAUAGUUGUGUGCAUUCAGCAUAAAAAGGUCAUACACAUCUGGGAUGGCAUUAGGGUGAGUAAAUAAGAUAAUUUUUUUUUUAUUCUAAUUUUUUUAACUUAUUGCUAUCAUGGAGAUGUCAGAAUUUUAUGAGCACAUCUGAUUCACUCAGCAUCUGAUUAGUUAAUUUGGGUGCUAGAGAAAUCUGAAUCUGGGAUUUGCUGUUCUUUUGGAUCUGUUCUGACAAGCUCUGAAUUAGUUUCUGGUUUUGAGAUAAAUUGUAAGAAAGCCAGAGUUCUCAUCUUUGUGCAUAUUAUAUGCAUGUGUCCAACAAAGCAAUUGUUCGAUUUGUCUUUUGUGAUCCACAAUCUUUCAUGUAUAUGUAAAGCUUGUACGUAAUGUGUGUCCAGUGUCCUCUCUCUCUUCAAAUCUCCACACACUCCAUGCUGCUCUUAACACACUUUGUAUGUGUGUCCACAGGGCCAGAGCAAGGAAUUCUGGGCCCUGUGAAUAUACAUUGCUCUGGGCCCCUUACCUAUUAAAAUAAUAUGGUUUCAAAUUUGUUGUGGGCCCUCCUGGUCCUUUGGGCCACUAGAAUCAUUACCAGCUUUCAGCCCACUAGCUACGGCCCUGUGUGUCCACUGCUUACUUAGAUAUUUGAGACUAUUUGUCAUGUGAAUAGGCUGAUUUGUCCUAAAUGUUUUCUUUCAUGCGAAUGGUUCCAUCAUUGACCUUUUAUCAAACUGUGGGAUUUAAGAAUAUGAUUUUAAGUUUAAAUAAAAGGGAAAUAUUGGGAUGGUGUAGAAUGGACCAUCUCCGUGUGAGACUAUGCUGUGAUUCUUUUUACUACCUUUUAUUAUCUUUUUUUAUGUUAAUUGAUCUAUGCUCGUGGAGUCGUUUUUGAGUGUGUAAGGAUGUUUUCUUGACCAGUGUGUAUGUUGAAGAAUAUUUGGAGAUUAAUCUUUCCAGUACCCCAGUUAGUAUAGACCUCUGCGUGUCUCAGUGAUGCAGACUCUCCUGUGCACUUUGGAGAACCUAAUACACAUGCCUUUGUUUUUCUACUACACCACACCUCGUACAAUUGCUUUUCCUUAGUAGGGCGCCCUCUAGUGGCAAGUUCGUUGUAUUAAUCGUCCGUUAGGUGGCGCCCAAAUUCAAUCUGAUCAUGUUUGAGGAUGAACAGCACAGUAUUUUAUUUUUUUGUUUUCCAGAAGCAACUGUAACUAGAGAGGUGUAGUGCCAUUAGAAACUGUGAAUUUAUUAAUAAAACACUAUG
Molecule: messenger RNA, 7507 nt
Organism: Xyrauchen texanus (razorback sucker)
Lineage: Eukaryota; Metazoa; Chordata; Actinopteri; Cypriniformes; Catostomidae
Gene: suco
Product: SUN domain containing ossification factor
Exons: 23
Coding region: 187-4188 (1333 amino acids)
Biological process (GO): protein folding in endoplasmic reticulum; regulation of bone remodeling
Cellular component (GO): cytoplasm; membrane
Source: RefSeq, a predicted model, not a curated record